Molecule: messenger RNA, 2367 nt
Organism: Scylla paramamosain (green mud crab)
Lineage: Eukaryota; Metazoa; Arthropoda; Malacostraca; Decapoda; Portunidae
Product: fibrocystin-L-like
Exons: 10
Coding region: 710-2218 (502 amino acids)
Source: RefSeq, a predicted model, not a curated record
UCUUCUACAUCUUGUUCCCUUAUUUACAUGUAUCUCCAAAACUUGUCGGUCUAACUUUUCCAUACUGUUUAUUGAUUUGCACACUGUUAUUAAGUCUCCCCUUUCUCUUCUCUCUUCCAGUGUUAUUAAUCUCAUUCUUAGUCACUCCUCAUAAGUCUUUUCCUUCAAUUCUGGCACCAUCUUUGCUGCUGUCCUGUGCAUUCUUUCCAGUUUCCUCAGUUGCUGCAGCGUACUCUAACUCAGGGCAUAAUCAUGGUUGUAAUUAUUUUUUUCGUCAUAUUCAUGUCCAUGUAGGUAAAAGCCACUCUAAUGUUACUAAAAAUCCUCUAUGCGUGGCCAAAAUUCCCACAUGUGCUUCUCUGGUGACAGUGUGUCCUGGAUAAUCACCCACAAAUCCUUUUCCUUAUUACUUUUCUUUAUCAUAUCUUCCCCCUUUUUAUAGUUCUAUGUAGGUCUCCUUGUACUUUUCCUGUGUGUGUGUGUGUGUGUGUGUGUGUCAGAUAUCCACACAGCUCUACAACACACACUUGCACACACACUGCACCCAAACCAGGCACUUAAGAAACUAAAGACUUAUUGUUGUUUGAGAUCCCUUAACACUCCCCAUACUCUCCUUUUGUCUCAUCCCACAGGCAUUGUCCGUGAUGCUUCCUGUGCUGUGGUUCCAUCGUGGCAGGCAUGGAAGUGCUUCUCGCUGCGUCGCCACCUCAUGAUCAUUGAGAGCAUAGACACAGACACAGAGGUGUGGCGCCUCUCCCCCAUCGCCCUCAUUGCCAACCCUGGCCCCAGUGGGUACGUGGAUCUCCUCAAUGGACCAAUGGACAGAGGCUGGUGUGCAGGCUACAUGUGUCAGGAGCGAAUCUCAACCUUCUUCUCAGUUGUGGUGACCGGGAUGACAUAUGAGAUGGCCAUGACCAGCACGCCCCCUCAGGUGCUGUGUCUGCACCUGCCACACAGUCCAUCCUCCGAGGCUGUUGUCCUACGCAUCUUCUUCCCAAAGCCUCAGCGUUAUGACAUCUAUGUGGAUAGUGUCUUUGUUCCCCCAGCCAACCUUAACAUCUCUGCAGCUGGCUACCAGCUGUUGCCUGAGGACCCCACCCACCCUCAGGCUUUCCUUCCCACACUGGACAAUGUAGUAGGGACCAAUUACUUCCAGCGUAGUGCCAAGCUGGUCCAUGUGGUGCUGCGCGGAGGCCACGUCCUUGACAUCAAGACCACACCCGUGAUCACCCUCACCAGUGGCCUCAUGGUGAAGGAAGAUGAGUUUUAUGAGCAGAACCUUGUGAUGAAUCUGGCCAACCUGUUUGAGGUAUCCCCAGACAACAUCAGGGUCAUCAGUGUUAUGCGGGAGGACUCCAAGAGACAGCAGGGAAGGCUGGAGGCUGAAGUGGCCAGCGUUCCAACUACAAGCCUGAAUGGUGAGGGGGAGAAGGGAGCAACUGGCGGGGAGGUGAUUCCCUAUGAGAAGCUGGUGCAGAGUCUGGAAAAGGCCAUCAAUAGAUUCCAGGACGAAUCGUGCAGCAACUGUGCCUCUCUCUCGGUGAGUGACCCCAUCGAGCCACCACCCAAGGAAGCCCCUCCAAAAGCCACAGAGGAGGAAGGCACUGUUGUCAUUCCAGAUGUCCAACCGUUCUACAAGCAGCAGGAGAAGGAGGUGGCAGAGAAGAUCAAGGAGAGCCUGGCAGUGACAGAGUAUGUCGAGCCAUCCAGUAUAUUGGUGCUGAGUGGUAUGCCCAGCAGUGUGGUGCAGUACACAGUGUUUGAAAUGCAGCCGUCUGUCACUGUACUGGGUAAAGAGGGUGCACCCAUCAGUGACCUGGGCCACAAGAGUGAUCCCUGGCAGGUCACGGCUAGUUUGUCAGGAGCUCCGCCAGGUGCCAUCCUCAUUGGCACCACCACAGUUCCCUACAGGAACAGCACUGCCACCUUUACCGACCUGUCUGUCAGCAAGCCCAGGGAAGGGUACAACCUCUCUUUCACCAUCACCUUCCCCAGCUAUGCUCCAGUCCUCACUGCCACCCUGGUGGAGACCUUCAGCUCAACACAGAUGAGUGCAGCAAUGGUCCUGCAGCAGCCCAGCAUAGUGCAGGCCAGACAGCCCAUCGCCAUCACUGUUCAAUUUGUUGACGAGGAUUCUGGCUUGGUGCUGGAUGGCCAGGCCUUCAAGGGCCAGACAUUUGUGGGUGAACUGCUGGCAAAGACUGCUGAGGGACACUGAGGUUAUUCAGAGGCUGUAUGUACCAGAUGAGGCCGUGUCAAUGCUCACCUUUGAGAACGUCAUAUUUGAGGCAUCAGACGUGAGACAGCAACUCAUAGCCAAGGUUGCUGUUGUCCCUGCCGGCUGGUACAUGGAGUCCUCUUUGCCAC